Notodromas monacha is the source of this 1537-nucleotide messenger RNA. The record is from the annotation of a GenBank genome assembly. Lineage: Eukaryota; Metazoa; Arthropoda; Ostracoda; Podocopida; Cyprididae.
CACAAAUAAUCUUCUAUCCUCCGACUCCCAUUUUCUCCAACUUUCCACGAACUCGCAAAGCGAUUGUGCUUUCACAAAAACCCGCGCAUAUAAGCAAAUGGGGUGAAAGGCGAAAUCACGCACAAAAAUUCGAUUAACCCUCUUCGUCUCUUAACCCCAGGGUAUCAAACGGGAGGGAAAAAAAGAAGGCCCAAAAUCAUCGCGAAACAUUUUUCUGCUGAUGAAGAAGAAAAUUCCCUGCCUCCCUUCUCUUUAACCCACAUUGCAAGAGCUUCAUGAUAAUAAUUCGCAGAAAAGUGAAGCGAGGGAAAACCCCCCAGUGAAAAAAAAAGAACAAGGAAGAAACCGAAAGCAGCAAGAGGAGAGAAAUAUUCUACACGGAAAAACUGGGAACGAAAUGUCGAUGUCUAAAAUAUCUCGGAGCCUUCGAGCAGCGGAGACUAUCACCAGUGAGGUGUUCGAUGCAGUGGAUCCGACGAAACCCAGGGAAAUGGGACUCGGGGAAAUCAUGUUGACAGGAUCCACGUGCACUGCAAUCGCGAUUCUUUGGUACCGAAGAAGUACUGGCUCCGUACCUAGGGCGAGUCGCUGGGACGGCGACACUUUAAGUACGCCACGGACACCCUACGAAGAUGAGGUGCGGUUCAGGCUACUGGACAUUCUCAAUUACGUGUUUGGUGGGUUCGUCAUCACUGGAAUGUCAGCAUGGACUGUGUUCCACCUGGUGCCCGGCAUCAAGCAACAUCUGCUCUGGGAGCCCGAAGGAACCGGUGUAAGUGGUCUGGUGGUCGCAGUGGCCGGGGCCCUGUCAAUGUUUGGCGUGACCUGGUCCAUGCCUUACGAGCCGACGCCGACGCAGCGGCGCAAAAAGCGGCACGAGGACAUGAAUAAGCAGUCACAACAACCGCAUCGCCGACACGAGCAUCGUCUCGGCGCCGUCGGGUACCUUCGUGGCGCCGCAGCGGCGUCACCUUGGGCCCUGGCCGACGACGACGCCACCGUGGCUAAUGUUAUCGCGCGACGUCGCGCGUUGCGCUGGAAACAGCUCGCUUGGGCAUCCGCUUGCGGUCUGUUGGGCGUCGGACUGGCGCCGUUUUGCCGCGUCAGCUUCGCCGACUUUUUCCGCGCUUCUGGUUGCACCGCCGGAGUCGUGGGUUCGUUGUCGCUCGCGGCCAUGGACUCGCUCACCUACGUGAUUUCCCCUCCAUUCCUGAGUGUCUGUGGGUUCCUAGUCAUGGGUGCGUCUGUCGGAAUGAUGGCACUUCCAACAACGGAGAACACGCUGGACGCGAUGGUGCACAAGGGCUGCGAAUUUGCAGCGGCGGUGUUCCUUUGCUCGUCCUUCCUCCACAAUUUGCAGACGCUCAACAUGGAAGCUUCAUUCUCGGAUAAGUUCGAUCCUAUCAAUGGGAAUAUGGUGACUCAGUACGUGUGUUUCAACAAGGUCGACACGCGUAAGCGGAUUUCCUUGUUGCCGUCUGCACUGAAAAGAACGCAGGCAGACAUCGGUGGGAAAUCCUCUUGGCGAUUCGGGUGA